GUGACGUCACCACCAUGAUGGAUAUGUUGUGGUAUCAAGCUUACUAUGAUCAUUCGGAGCUAAGAUCUCGUCUGACACAGAGAAGAAGACUAAAUCUGGACUGAGUGGACACAACGGACGUGGUUUUGGGUUGGCAUUGAUCGGGCACGAUGUUACCGAACACAACCUUACAGACGAGUAGCAAUUCAGCGUUUAGUAAACCAACAAACAAUGCCACUAGGGAUAGAGAGAGCCAUAGCUCUCCGAGUUCCCCAGAAGAGGUUCAGGUCGAUGUCAAAACCACGGCUCCCACGGUUAGAGAAGGAAUAAGUUUUAGUGUGGACUCUAUUAUGGCUGAUAAGAAAUUGGACAAUUCAGACAGAGAAAGUCCAGAAAUCAGAGAGACCCCCUCUCCCCAAAGUCCCUCGUCCUCGGUCCCUACCGUGAGUCACUCAUUUAGUGUGACGGGCAUACUGAGUAAGCCUCUUCCUAAGUCCGACGCUGCCAUAUCUCCAAAUUUACUGCACUCUCCUGACGGAUCGAAGUGGGCUACUGCGUUUCCAUGGUUACCUACAUCCAUACCAAGUGCUUCGACGCUUUCACCUCCACAGCCUCGUGCACCAUCCCCUCCAAGGAUUACUCCGUCAAAAUGUACACUGAGGAAGCACAAGACAAACCGUAAACCAAGAACUCCAUUUACAACCGCACAAUUAUUAGCACUUGAGAGAAAAUUUCGCCAAAAACAAUAUCUGUCAAUAGCAGAACGUGCCGAAUUCAGUUCAUCAUUGAACUUAACAGAGACUCAGGUGAAAAUUUGGUUUCAAAAUAGAAGAGCAAAAGCUAAGAGACUGCAAGAAGCAGAAUUGGAAAAACUCAAGAUGGCGGCCAAGCCAAUGUUGCCCCCGGCUCUAGGAGUGACUUUUCCUGCAGCAGCAGCGGCGUUUUACGGAUUCCAUAGGCCUCAGGUACCAAUGUCACCGUUUAUUUCACCAUAUGGCUUUUACGCCGCACCUCACCCCCAUUCAAAUUUGGUGUUUCCACAUUAAUGAUGAUACUGGCGCAAGACUCGCCUCAUUCAGUCCAGAGAACCUCUGGGAUCCAGUUUAUCACUGCAGCUCAGCUCUGUUCGGAUGACUGCCUCAGUUAAUAUGUACCGCCUCAGGAGGGCGAUCCAAUCAAGAGAAAUUCACUGUUAAAUAAUUGUCACGACUUUUGCUUUAAUAUGAAACGUGCAAUAAUGUGAUAAACUAUUCCCAUGGACAUUUUGACAACACAUUAGAAUUGUGUAGAACGAUUUAAAAAAGUUUUCUCUUUGAGGCAACUGUUCACAAUUGAGCUUGUGACAAAUGGCUCCGGAGGUUUUAAAAAAUCUUGUUAGAUCCAGCAAACUGCUUCUGAUGCCAAUUGUACACCUGCCAUUUGCUCAAGAUUUGACCAUUAGAUUUUUUUUUUCAAAAUUGACGACAAAAGUACGUAAACACUUUAAGACCUUGUAAAUAUAUAAAUAAGUAAAUGAUCGUUUCAGAAGGCUAGAGCCUUCAAUCUUAGUCGACUAUGAAUUAAUGCUGUGCAACAGUAACUUAAUGACAACUACGGAUUGUAAAUGUUUUCCUUUUGAAAGCAAUGUAGACGUAUAUAGAAAAUAGUAAUUUAACAAAGUAAACAGCUCCAUUUUUGGAGAUUGACAUAUCCCGACAUGUGCUGGUGCUAUUUGAAAACUGGGGUAAAAUAUGACAUGAUUACGAAUUUUUUCGCAUGUUAAAGUGAAUGUAUAGAUGUAAAUAAAUUGUUGUACAUUAAGCUAUCAA
Lingula anatina is the source of this 1787-nucleotide messenger RNA. Its product is annotated as homeobox protein XHOX-7.1'. Gene Ontology annotation, molecular function: RNA polymerase II transcription regulatory region sequence-specific DNA binding; DNA-binding transcription factor activity, RNA polymerase II-specific. Gene Ontology annotation, biological process: regulation of transcription by RNA polymerase II; embryonic morphogenesis. NCBI's taxonomy places the organism in Eukaryota, Metazoa, Brachiopoda, Lingulata, Lingulida, Lingulidae. Gene Ontology annotation, cellular component: nucleus. The record is from RefSeq and is a predicted model, not a curated record.